CCAAAAUCUUAUCCAUACACCCAAACCCAACCUUCACGGCUUCACCCGACCCUCAGCCUGAAGGCUUGCAGACCCACUUCUCCACAAGCACGGUGUGGAUGCGUCUCGCCGCGCGACUCGAGGAUGCGGCGCCCUCUGCUCGUUUGCUCCCUCCGUUGCUCCAUCUACUCCGAUUCGCCGACCUCCGCGAGCCCUGUCCAAUCGAUGCUGCUGCCCGUCCCCAGUCUCCUACAGUCCUACCCAAGAAGACGCUGAAGCAGGAGCGCCGCUGCCGCCAGAUGCAGCACGAGCGAAUCUACAUCGUAUCUACAGAUUUGCUGCCUUCUUAAUUGAUUUCUUUGUUUCUUGAUCAAUUCAUGGUAGCGUUCUUAUCUAGUUUCUUUGUUUUUGGUUCGAUUUGAUGGGUGAUUUCUUUUGGUUGUAGAUGGAUUCAUGGGAGACAAACAAGAUAGGCUGUGAAUCCAUUUGUUUCGCUCUUUGUUUUUGGUUCGAUUGACAGGUGAUUUCUUUUGGCUGUGAAUGGAUUCAUGGGAGACAAACAUGAUAGGUUGUGGAUUCAUUUCUUUCGCUCUGGCUUCCACGUCAUUCUACGGUGUGUUCGACGGACACAGCGGCCGUGGACUUCGUCUCCGAGAGGCUCGGCAGGAACGUCGUCUCCGCAGUGGUGGCCGCGGGAACGGGAGACGCACGGUGAGCCAUGGUCGGCGGCGGCGGCUGCGGCGGAGGAGGACGCUGUCUCGGCGGCGAUCAGAGCGGCCUACCUGGCCACCGACCACGAGCUCCUGGCGCAACAUCAGGGUGAAAGCGGCGGCGGCGGUGCAUGCGCCACAACGGCGUUGGUGAAGGGCGGCCACCUCUACGUCGCGCACGUCGGCGACUGCCGCGCCGUGCUGAGCCGCGACGGCGCCGCGGCCGCGCUGACGGCGGACCACACCUGCUCCCGGGAGGAGGAGCGGGAGCGCAUCGAGCGGCAGGGCGGCUACGUGAGCCGCAGCGGCAGCGGCGGCGUGUGGCGGGUGCAGGGAAGCCUCGCGGUGUCGCGCGCGUUCGGCGACGGCGCGCUGAAGCGGUGGGUCGUCGCCGACCCGGCGGUCACCAGGGUGGCCAUUGAUGCUGGGUGCGAGUUCUUGGUCAUGGCGUCCGACGGGCUCUGGGACAAGGUCAGCAACCAGGAGGCCGUCGAUGUCGUCUCCGGGAGGCGGGCGACGGCGUGCAGGGAGCUGGUGGACAUGGCGCGGCGCAGGGGAAGCAGGGACGACGUCACCGUCAUGGUCGUCGACCUCGGGAGGUUUGUAUGGUAGAAACUGUCCAAGGAGGGCAGCAAGAGGAGCUGAUGAUCCGCUGACUGAGCACCGAUGAAUCGAGUUUAACUUUUAAUGGAGCAAAAAAUUAGUUUGCUUUGCGAUUACGGAGGAUGAACUGACGAUAGAGUUCCUUGGCGGCUUGGCCGACUCACUGACUAAUUGCCUGGAGAGGUGAAGUGUACAUAACUACAUAUAUAGCAUAUACAGUUCGAGAUUUUUUCUAUAAAUAUGUCUCCGUAAAACUGUUGCUGAAA
Sorghum bicolor (sorghum) is the source of this 1558-nucleotide messenger RNA. Its product is annotated as probable protein phosphatase 2C 74. Bases 528 to 1301 code for a protein of 257 amino acids. NCBI's taxonomy places the organism in Eukaryota, Viridiplantae, Streptophyta, Magnoliopsida, Poales, Poaceae. Gene Ontology annotation, molecular function: protein serine/threonine phosphatase activity. Gene Ontology annotation, biological process: protein dephosphorylation. The transcript is spliced from 3 exons. The record is from RefSeq and is a predicted model, not a curated record. Gene Ontology annotation, cellular component: nucleus; cytosol.